Molecule: messenger RNA, 801 nt
Organism: Sesamum indicum (sesame)
Lineage: Eukaryota; Viridiplantae; Streptophyta; Magnoliopsida; Lamiales; Pedaliaceae
Source: RefSeq, a predicted model, not a curated record
CUGAGUCUUAUCUUCUCACCUCUUCGCCUUCCACUUCAAUUACUGAAACCUAUACAUAAACCCUAUUAUACGUAUUGUGGUACACUGCUGCACGAUGGCUUUGUCUUUGGGCGUCUGUUCGAGUCUCUUUGCGGGCGGAGCGGUGUCGUUCUCGAAGCCGUCUUCUGUCCCCGUCAAGCUUCUUCCGGUUAAUCUGCGCCCUGUGCGCAUCACAGCGGCGGUUUCGAAGCCGGCUACGGAGACGAACAAGCGGGAGCCGAGGGGAAUAAUGAAGCCGCGCAGGGUGUCGCCGGAAAUGCAGGCGUUCCUCGGCGGCGUGUCUGAGAUUCCUCGUACUCAAGCGCUCAAAGAGAUUUGGGCUUACAUCAAACAACACAAUCUUCAGGAUCCUGCAGACAAAAAGGUCAUCAUCUGUGAUGAGAAACUGAAGAAAAUUUUUGGAGGAAGAGAUCGGGUCGGCUUCCUUGAGAUUGCUGGUUUGCUUAAUCCACACUUUUUGAAGUGAGAAACUGGGUGCCUAAGAGGGCUAAGGCCAUCUGCAUCUUGAGAGGAAAGCACUCUUUUUGUAAAUGAAGUUUAUGUUGGUAGUCUUUAGGAAACACUAGCAGACAAGCUUUGCUUUCCUUUACAGAUGAGAUUUGGAGCUCUCAGCUCAUCAACAAGAGGAACACUCAUGAAUGAGUAAUUUUGCCUUUUGGAUCCACUUGUGGGACUUGAAUUGUAAUCUAUGUCUGCAUUCUUAAUCUAUCUCAAAUCUUUAGGCACUUAUAAUGCUCUAUGGUUUAUAUUUGAUUUGUCUAA